Messenger RNA from Racocetra fulgida, 519 nucleotides. The record is from the annotation of a GenBank genome assembly. Lineage: Eukaryota; Fungi; Glomeromycota; Glomeromycetes; Diversisporales; Gigasporaceae.
GUUUAUAAUAUACAAUGUCAAAGUGAAAUUGUAAGAGGUCAAGUCUUAAACAUAACCUGGGAUCUAGUUUAUCCACCUCCACACGACAAUGGAGAUUAUUACAUUUAUUUGGUGCCUAUUGAUGAACCUAAUAAAAGUACCAGUCUUGGUUAUAUAAUGUUCAGUAACAAGGGAUAUUAUUUGUGGGCAGUAAAUGUAGACCCUGGUGCUUAUUAUAUUAGUAUGAAUAAGCUAGAGUCCAAUACGUUUCACGUUCUCCAAAAGUCAAGUGAUUCUAAAAAACUCAAUUCUGGUGGUCGUUUAUAUAUAUGUGUGGAUAUUGGUCCUGCAUCUGAUGAUGGUUAUAACCCUGAUGAUGGUUAUACCCCUGAUGGUGGUUAUAACCCUGAUGAUGGUUAUAAUCCUGAUGAUGGUUAUAAUCCUGAUGAUGGUUAUAAUCCUGAUGAUGGCUAUAAUCCUGAUGAUGGUUAUAAUCCUGAUGACGGUUAUUAUCCUGAUGAAGAGGAAGAUUCUUACUGA